Messenger RNA from Stylonychia lemnae, 1932 nucleotides. The record is from the annotation of a GenBank genome assembly. NCBI's taxonomy places the organism in Eukaryota, Ciliophora, Spirotrichea, Sporadotrichida, Oxytrichidae.
AUGGGUAAAAAAGGUGGAAAAAGUAAAGGGAAACCUGUAGUUAUGACUUAAUAAGAGUUCUUUGCAACCACUUCAAACUUAACUGGACCAUCAUCAUAAAAAGAUCAAUCUAAAAAGAGUGAAAAAGAGCCUGUUUGGGGAGAUAAACCUAUAUUCAAGGGUAAUUUAAGCAAUCUUUUAACUGGUUUAGAGGAAUAAAAGAGUGGAGCAAAAGUUAUAGUCAAAGCGUAAGCUGAAGUAAAAGAUUAACCCAUUAUUUAGCCGCAAAUAAAUGAUACUAUCAACACUUCAUAGCAACAAACUCAAUCAAAUUCAUCAUAAUUGUAUCAGCAGAUAUAGCCACAGGCUUAAUAGCUCUAAACUCAAUUAGGGUAAUUCCAAUAAACACCUAUGGGUAAUCAGAAUAUGAACCAAUAUAUGAAUGGAGGAGCUUAUGGGCAACAAUAUUAAAUCUAAUAGUAAUACUAGCUGUCACCUGAUUAAAUCAAGCAAUAGCAAGAGUCAAUGAAAUAGUACUAGCAAAUAUAUGAAAAGAUGUAAAAGGGCUAAAGAAUAGGAAAUAUUGGAAUGAUGCCGUAGCCAGGAGUCCCUAAUAAAGGGCCAGGCUCAAUUCCAACUUUAUACCCAAACUAAUAAUAGCUUUAUCAAUACUAUCAAUUGAUGCAAACUCAACCUUAGAUGAUGCCAGGAACUUAAAAUAUGAAUCAGUAAAGCCAGGCUUAAUAAAAGUAACAACAACCUCAAUAAAAGCCAAAAGAAGAAGUAAAAAUUAAUUCUUACGAAGAUGCAAUGAAGAUGUUUGAGUAGAAAACUGAACAAGAGACUAAGUAAAAAACUAAAUCAUAGACUAAAUAACAGUAAUUAGAAAGCUAGGAUUACGGAGAUGAGUAUGGAGAGGAAUACUACAAUGAAGAUGGUUAUAAUCAGGAAGGAAAUUUUAUGGGGUAAAAUGCAGGAUUUGAUAUGGGAAUAGGAAUGAAUCAGAAUAUGAUGAGUGGAGGGUUCGACCCUAAUAUGAUGAUGAAUAUGGACCCUAAUACAUUAGGAAUGAUGCUUGGGUAGUUUGCUUAAAGUCAAUAAAUUUAAGCUUCACUUGAUCCUAAUUAGCUUGGAUUACUAAACACUUUAAUAAGUGGCCUAUAGCAAACAUAAUAUGAUGCUGAUGGAAAUGAAUUCUAUAUUGAAGAAGAGGGAGAGGAUUAUCCAGAAGAAGAGGAUGUUAUUAUUUUGUCUGAUGAGAUGAUUCCCAGAGAAAUAGGGAUGAAAAAGGGCACAAAGUUAUUUAAUGAGAUUCCCAAGGACAAACUCGCUGAAAUGAAUAAUGAUGACGAUAUCAUUGAUUACUUCCUUAACAAUCAAGAAUAAUUCAGAGUCUGUGAGUAUUUCAAGAAAGGUAAUUGUAAGUACACUGAGAAGUGCAAGUUUUACCAUCCCAAAGAGGUCUCAAAGAAUACCUAGGGCUAGGACUAUGUAGUUGAUGAUGAAUGCUGCAUUUGCUUGGAAAAAGUCAUUGCUAAUGGCAAACAGUUUGGUGUUAUGGAUGGCUGCGAUCAUACUUUCUGUUUAGACUGUAUUAGAGGCUGGAGAGCUACGUAUGAUAAGCGUGCAGGCAAACAUCAUUUCAGAACUUGUCCAAUCUGUAGGCGAAACAGUUACGUAGUUAUUCCAUCCUCAAAGAUGGUAAAGAGUGGACCUGAGAAGGAUGACCUCAUUAAUGAAUACAAGUCUGUUAUCAAGGCGAUUCCUUGUAAGCACUUCAACAAAGGUAAAGGAGCUUGUCCAUUUAGAAACAGUUGCUUCUAUGCGCAUUAGUUGAUGGAUGGCACAGAUUACGAAUAUCCUUGGAAGGAUAACAAGAUCAACGAGUAUGGAGAGUGGGAAGACGACAGAGAGAUCACCUUAGCUGACAGAUUCGGAAACCUAAAUAUUUGA